This is a messenger RNA of Aspergillus pseudotamarii, 1560 nucleotides long. Its product is annotated as VOC family protein. The coding region runs from base 96 to 1502 and encodes 468 amino acids. Gene Ontology annotation, molecular function: oxidoreductase activity. The record is from RefSeq and is a predicted model, not a curated record. The transcript has a single exon. Lineage: Eukaryota; Fungi; Ascomycota; Eurotiomycetes; Eurotiales; Aspergillaceae.
UUGAAGUUAUUGUAUCCUCCCUAACGUAAAUAUAUAUAUGCCUUUAUCUUUCUUUUCGCUUGAUUGUAUCUGCGUUAUCGAAUUAAUAACCUACAAUGGGGUGGGAUCAAGACGCCCUCAGAGCCCAGUUUUGCCAUGCACUUUCCGAAAUGUACAAGAGCGAAGUCCCUCUCUACGGAGAUCUAGUAGAUCUCGUUUGGAAGGCAGAUGCCGAAGCCAUCAACGCCAGCCAGAAACAAGGGACCGCAGUGAUUGACCCGGACGAGAUCCUACCGUCGCGAAAUCGAGUCGAAAGACAUGGCGCCAUCCGGCUAGGUACCGCAUACGAGCUCUCAACUAUUCGACGUAUGUUUGCAAUCAUGGGCAUGUUCCCUGUAGGAUAUUACGAUCUGAGUGCGGCCGGAUUCCCAAUGCAUGCUACUGCGUUUCGUCCCUGGACAAAGAAAGCGCUAUCCAAAAACCCAUUUCGAGUGUUCACGACGGUUCUACGUAUGGAGUUGUUGACGGAGAAAACCCGAGACCUGGCACAAAGAGCCCUACGACAGAGGAAUAUCUUUACGGAUCGGUUAGUCGCUCUCAUUGAGCUAGCUGAAAAGCAAGGUCAGCUUAGUCCGACGGAUUGCAGAGAGUUUAUCGUGGAAGGGCUAGAGACGUUCCGGUGGCAUUCCAGGGCGACUGUGACGAUGGAGGAAUAUCAGAUUCUAAAAGCUGAGCAUCCACUAAUUGCGGAUGUUGUUUCCUUUCCCAGUUGCCAUAUUAAUCAUCUCACGCCACGAACAAUCGAUAUCGAUCUAGUGCAGAAAAUGAUGCAGGAGCAUGGCAUGCCCGCAAAGGAACGGAUUGAAGGUCCCCCGCCACGGCAAUGUCCGAUUUUGCUCCGUCAGACUAGCUUUAAAGCAUUCGAGGAAACUGUUUACUUCCGAAACACUCAUGGAAAUUUUGUAAAAGGGUCGCAUACAGCUCGGUUUGGGGAGGUUGAGCAGCGCGGAUGCGCUUUGACGCGAAAAGGCCGCCAACUUUACGACCGAAUCUUGUCACGGGCCAAUAUUGAGUCUACAGGGAGAGGUGUCAGUGCUUCUGAGUAUGACAGCCUCCUGGUGAAUCAUUUCAUGGAGUUCCCGGACGAUAUGGCCCAGUUGCAGUCUCGGCAACUGGCGUAUUUUUGUUACCAUUUAACGCCACACGGUCAAGAGUCCCCAGGGCUCGACCUGCAAGGGGGGAAUAUGACCUUGAAACAGCUACUGGAGAAUAAAAUCGUCGAGUAUGAGCCCAUCACAUAUGAGGACUUUCUACCCUUGUCGGCCGGAGGUAUCUUCAAUUCAAAUUUAGGAAGCACGUCCCAAUCUAAACAGCUGGUCAUGGAAGCUGAAGCUGACUUGGAUGGAUUUCAACGUAUGCUUGGGACGUCUAUAAUGGAUGAGUUCCAUCUCUAUGCGCAAAUACAAGAGAACAGCUUGGAAUGCUGUCGAAGGGAAUUAGGAUUAGAUAUGAUUCUAGAGUGAGUAAUAGUAUUUCGGUAUGUUGUCACUAGGCGUAUAAUAAUAUUAUUCCAAUGUGAAC